Molecule: messenger RNA, 3722 nt
Organism: Spizellomyces punctatus DAOM BR117
Lineage: Eukaryota; Fungi; Chytridiomycota; Chytridiomycetes; Spizellomycetales; Spizellomycetaceae
Exons: 4
Coding region: 739-3543 (934 amino acids)
Biological process (GO): inositol phosphate biosynthetic process; phosphatidylinositol phosphate biosynthetic process
Cellular component (GO): nucleus; cytoplasm
Molecular function (GO): inositol hexakisphosphate kinase activity
Source: RefSeq, a predicted model, not a curated record
UUGGGCCCAUCGAUCCUUUUUUUUGCCCAAAGGUUUUUUUGGCUAUUCCAUGUUUACGGCAGGGCUUUCAACCCCGUCCGUCACACCUCCACAAACACCCCCCAAACAGUCCCACGUUGCAACUCGUUUGGCCAUCAUCCGAACAUCCAAUCGUCGUUGGCAUCUCCACAACAAGAACCAACUGACCUGCAGCUGUUUUCACUAGUCUAUUCUUUUUUGCUUUUAUUUUCCUCUAGCCUACUUUUCCUCCAUCUCGUUUCUUUUUGCCUUACUUUUGAGACAACGAUUUGGGCGCUUAUCACAGACGACAGGGGACAAUCACGAGAACCUGGAUCGCGAAUUGGCUUUCUGUUGUGAAUUAUAUCACGCUACAAUUCCUACGACGCUUUCUCCCUUUCUUUUCUCGACCUCCAGCGUUCUGUUUCCUUUAGCCUGUGCGCAGGGUGCACAAGGACGUUGAUAGUAGAAGGAUAAAAACUACCUUUCCCUCCUUUCUCAACUGUCCGCUUGAGGUUGAUGAUUAUCUGAUUCUCGCUGUAAAAGUGAAGCGGCAGAACUUGUGAAUCGAUUUUCAUAUUCUUUGAAGUGACUUGAACCUUGCCGUGCUUCCUUGUUUUGGUUGUGGUGCAUUCUUCUACCACGCCAAUUUUUUAUUUUUGUCGAACGUUGCUGUAGCCAGCGUUUCGUAUAGGAUAACUGUGUCGGCAAGUGCCUUCCAUAUAUUGUCGUUAACGUCGCAUGCUUGAAGUCAUAAGCGGGGCGACGAAGCGGCACACAGGCAUUCAUCAUCACAUGCCGGCAGGUUUAUCUGCGACGCAGAAUACCACUGGCGUUGCCUCUUCAACAUCAAGAUCCUUUUCCCCGACACGCAAAUUCAGCGCACCUGCAGAACAUUUUGGAACAAGCUUCCCAUCCCCUCCUUCACCAAUUCGAAAAUUCAGUGAUGUGGAAGAUGCCGGCUUGGCAACGGUGCGGGGAUGGCGUGCCAGCAUGCCAUCCUCACCGACGACCGCGUUUCGGCGAGUGAGCGAGGGCCUUCCUCUCUCUGUUGCUAGUUCACCAUCAUCUGCACUAUCGUCCGCGCUGGCUGCCUCUGCGCCGAAAUCGGACAAUUCCGGGAUGGGUAUGGACAUUUCUAGUGCUGGCCAACUCGGCCUGCGGAAGGUGUAUCCUGUGGACUCUGAGCCGCUCUCGACAUCACAGUGUCCGUUGCAGGCACCUAGCGAAGAUUUCCUGGCAAGAAUUGUUGCAGGAUCCCCAGGUGUUAUUAGUACUCGAGCUUCCCAGAGAUCAAAUGAUGCGAUGUGUCUCCGAGAAAGGGUACCAUCCCAUUCCUCUGUUGACUCUUCCGCUUCAACGCCUCCUGUACCGAUUCCGUUCUUGGGUGAGGGCAUACAUUCACAUCGUAGUUCUUCCUCAUCGAACGUGUCUCCAGCAUCCAGCUGCAGGAAUCUUCAUCGAUAUCGCAGUGAUACAAACAUCAGCCGGAGUCACAACACACCACGAACUCUACGAAAGUCACGACAUGCGCGCUCAAUGUCCUUCCAUCAUAGUGACGACGAAGAUGAUCUUCAUUGGCGAGGCUUCCGCGACUCACCGCCCUCCCUGCCUCUUGUUCCCUAUAAAAAUCAGGUCGGAGGACACGCCUCAUUUUUGCGCUUCUCCGACAAGGCAAUAUGCAAACCUUUGAAUGCUAGAGAAAGGGACUUUUAUGAGGUGGUGGAAUCUACACAUCCCGAAAUCAAGCCUUUUAUGGCAAAUUAUCUGGGUGUGGUAAACGUCACUUACAGCACCGCUUCGGCUGAUGCCGACUACUAUGGAGUAGCAGCUGGAACACCUGUUGUCAUUUUGGAGGAGAACAAACACAUUCUUCUGGAUGAUCAUCAUGACAAUCCUGACUCGAUGAACACCUCGGAGGAAUCUGUUAACAGCAUUCCCCCUUAUAGUAAGCGACUUCAGCAACAAGUGUUCAAAGAUGCUUUGUCCCCCCAGAGUUUGAGAGCCCGUUUCGCCCAGCUCAAGACCGCUAUUGGCGCUAUGAAACGACGGCAUUCGAUCACUGGUACGGAGCGACCUGAAACCGAUGAUGCUGUUAAGCAGAGUGGGUUGAAGUGUCAGCAGGGACCUUGGUAUUCGAUGGAUAACGUGGCACACGAUUCCUCGCCUUCAGAUCCUGCAGUCUCCAUUCCACCAUCUGCCAACAAUUUGGAAACUUCUGAUGCUCCCUCGGAUUCUUUGGCUCCCAUUUUCCAAAUGUCUGACGACGAAGAGGAUAAGGCUCCGGACGCCCAUCCAAAACGAGAUUCUUCCAACCCCCGUCACCACCCGACCCCACCUACACGUCUUACUCGAUCUCCAUCAACGCCAGUAAGAUGCAUAGCCUCCGAAUAUCACGACGAAGGAGCAAAUGCAUCAGAUGCGGACCAAGUUCCAGCGUCCGUGACUUACAAUCCAUGGUCACUUCACCUUUACCAUACAGCUAUGUCCAAGCUGGCCGAAUGUGAUAACGAAGAGCGAAGAACGCAUCAAUUUUUGCUGCUGGAAGACUUGACGCAGGGCUUACGGUUUCCAUGCAUUUUGGACCUUAAGAUGGGAAGUCGUCAACACGGUGUGUAUGCCACACCGGAAAAGCGGAUAUCACAGGAGAAGAAAUGCGAGAAGAGUACCAGUAAGAAGCUUGGUGUGAGAAUUUGUGGCAUGCAGGUGUAUAAGGUGAACACGGGAACCUUUACAUAUCUGGACAAGUACAUUGGACGUCAAAUCAACAUGUCCAAUUUCAAACAGUCCCUUUUAUCUUUCCUCGAUAACGGAGAAAAGUACCUGGUCGGUUACAUUCCAAAAAUGUUGGAGAGACUUAAGGACCUGCAUAGGGUAGUCUCGAAAAUGCCAUCGUACCGUUUUUACGCUAGUAGUCUCCUGAUCUUGUAUGAUGGAGCAUGGGCGCAAGAUUGUGACGGGCAGGACCGGGCAAGCGUUCAAUUGUCCCCUAGCAGCGCUGACGAAGGCACGGAGAGGGAUCCAUUGGACCCAACACCUCGCGAGGUCAAUAUGAAGAUGAUUGAUUUUGCAAAUUGUGUAGCGAAUGCACACACUCUGCGGCGAUUGGAUGAUUCUGAAACUGUGACGGACGACGGGCACCGCACACACCCCGUUCCCUUCCCACCUACCACAAAAGGGCCGGACAAUGGCUAUAUGCUCGGAUUACGUACUUUGAUUCGCAGUUUUGAGGAACUGUACCGGGAGUUGGGGGGAGGUGGGCCUUACGUUGACGCGAAUGGGCACGUCUCCAAAAGCGCGUUGACCGCCAGUCAGCGGAUGAACGUUGGCGGAUUCACCGAAUCCAGCGAUUUGCUGUCUCCUUCACCUCUUCUUUUGGCGGGGAGCGCUCCGACUGCUGGAGCUAAUUCUGAGGUGCGAGGGCACAAUACACCUUUUGUAGUCAUGAGGUAUAAGGAUGGAACUAGUGCUGGGGCUCUUGAGGCAACAACAAAGGAAGAGCAGGGCGAGGGAGUAGGUCACGCAUCGUCGCUACCCCUUUGUUGACAUAUUGGAGAAGGGUGGCUAGGAAAAGGAUCAAGUCGCAUAGGGUUAAGGCGGACUGGAUUUUCUCUUCCAAUCUUUUUUUUUUUCAUGUAAUUGUCUUUGUUGUGGAUUAUUGCUUUAUAUAUUUUUCUGAUUUUGUGUCAAGUUGACAAUCUUUGUUGGCAUUCAAUAUCCUGUCC